CGGGCCGCGGCUUUCGAGUACGGAGGCCCGCGAGUUCCCGGUACCUCGCUGCUGCUCAGAGCGUCGGGCGGGCGGAGCUCGGUUGCUGUCCAAGCUGAUUUGCAGUUAUGAAUCGACAGGAGACCAGAAUCUGAUUGCAUGGCUUUAAUCACCUUGUGGAGGAACCUUUGUCAUCUGUCUGAUUUACGUAUCCCCGGAGCUCUGGCUGCUUUGAAAAAUCAACCUGCAAGUCAUGUUCACAGGGUGGUAAGGGAACAUUUGUGUCCUUGGUUCCGGUCACUACAACCUGAGCCUUUCAAGGUCAGGUUCCGUCACGCCUGUUGUAAUGAGUUCCAUUCUGAAAACGGAAAUGACUUCCAUCGGUCUGGUGAGCCGGUGUUCCCUCAGGUAUGUGACUGGGAGAGACUGGAACAAAACCUCGAGGACGAUCAGGUAAUUUACAGGAGACUAAAUGACUUCAGUUCAUCCGAAGAAGUGUUACAUUUCAUAAGCACACUGGGAACUCUGUCUGAUACCAUGGCAGUGGGGGCUUUACAGCGGAUCUGUGAAGUGGAAAAAAAAAGUGAUUAUCAAAGGCUGCCCCAAGAAAUGCUAGACAAUCGCAUCUUUCAAGCCUUAUGCUUACGCUUUGAACAGGGACCCUCAUGUCUAUCGAACAGUACUUUGGUGACAGCUUUGCAAGCCCUGGUUCUGCUGCGUGUGGAUCCUCAGAGUACCCUCAUAAAGAACCUAGUGACCGAAGGCCUAAAUCGUUUCAAAAGAGGUGACUUGGAAGUUCGCAGUCUUUGUAUUCUCGGGGAAAAUCUGAUCAAACUUCAAGGCCCAGACUGUGCAACAGUGGAGCUGAUUAUAUACCACCUGCAAGGUGAAGAGUUAGAAACAUUCAGCCCGGAGGAUAUCGUAGCCCUUUAUAGGAUACUGCAGGCAUGCGCUGAGAAAGUGGACCAAUACCAGAUGUUUUUAAAUAAGAUGAACAACUUUUCCCUCUCGAUAAUUUCCAGCCUGAGUCCUACAUUGCUUAGCCAGAUGCUCACUGCCCUUGUCAUUCUUGAUCAAACGCAGGCAUUCCCUUUGAUUAUAAAAUUGGGGAAGUAUGUCGUGAGGCACAUUCCUCAUUUCACUAAUGAAGAGCUUGGGCAAGUCUUAGAAGCUUUCGUAUAUUUUGGGCACAGUGACAGAUUUUUUACAAAAGCCCUAGAGCAGCAUGUAGCCAAACUCUGUCUCACUUUGGAUCCCGAAGUUGUCAGCAAAGUGACAGAGUACUGCAGCAGAAAACUGAUCCUUUCCAAACCCAUCCUUAAUGCGGUCGCAGAGACAUUUGUUUGCCAAUCAGAAAAAUUUUCACCUCAGCAGAUUUCUGAGUUAAUUGAACCCUUUGGAAAACUCAAUUAUUUGCCACCAAAUGCCUCUGCUGUAUUUAAGAAACUAGAAGAUAUUCUAUUCACUCAUUUCAACUGUUUUCCACCCAAAACACUGUUGAAACUUCUCCAUUCAUGUUCACUUGUUGGAUGCCAUCCAGUCAACUUUAUGGCCAAAAUAUUCAGCCCUUUUUUCCUGCAAAAGCUGCAAGGUGAAGAGCUUUAUUUGGACAGACUGAGUCUGGCACAACUGACCCAACUUUUCUUAACCUCAGUCCUGGAAUGUCCCUUUUACAAGGGUCCCAGGCUUCUUUCCAAAUAUCAAGUGAAGUCAUUCUUUACUCCAUGCGGUUCUCUGGAGACCCCUGUGGAUUUUCAGCUUUAUAAAUCUGUAAUGUUCGGACUGAUUGACCUUUUAGGAGAAAGAUCAUAUUUUGCUUCAAAAGUGUUAACACCCUAUUGUUAUACGAUAGAUGUUGAAAUUAAAUUGGAUGAAGAAGGAUUUGUAGUACCAUGUACAGUUCACGAGGAUGUUCAUAAAAGGAUAGCACUGUGCAUCGAUGGUCCAAAAAGAUUUUGCCUUAAUAGUGAACACUUACUAGGAAAAGAAGCCAUCAAACAAAGACACCUACAGUUGCUUGGUUAUCAAGUUGUUCAGAUCCCCUAUCAUGAGCUUGAGAUGCUAAAGUCAAGACUGGAAUUAGUGGAAUAUUUACAAAGAAAACUAUUUUCCCAAAACACGGGUGUUCGUUGGUAGAAGGAGGAAUACUAGCUUCAGAACUAAGUGAAAGAACUUGUAUUGUUGUGGGACUCAGUAUUAAAAACAGUGUAAUUUGUGAAUUAGCCAUUUUGCAGAACUUUGUUCACGGGCUGCUCAGGUGAUCUGAAAAGGUCCAUAGUUUCUGUUAUACCUUGUAUACAUUCAUUGGUGAUAAAUUUUAAAAUAACUUUAAUUUAUACUAGUGUUAUGAAUCCUUUUUAUAUAUCAAACAAGUGAUUAAUUACAA
This is a messenger RNA of Tupaia belangeri chinensis (Chinese tree shrew), 2365 nucleotides long. It is a transcript of the gene FASTKD3, whose product is annotated as FAST kinase domains 3. Gene Ontology annotation, molecular function: RNA binding. The coding region runs from base 139 to 2115 and encodes 658 amino acids. The transcript has 8 exons. The record is from RefSeq and is a predicted model, not a curated record. Gene Ontology annotation, cellular component: mitochondrial matrix; ribonucleoprotein granule. Gene Ontology annotation, biological process: regulation of mitochondrial mRNA stability; mitochondrial RNA processing. NCBI's taxonomy places the organism in Eukaryota, Metazoa, Chordata, Mammalia, Scandentia, Tupaiidae.